Molecule: messenger RNA, 1196 nt
Organism: Brassica napus (rape)
Lineage: Eukaryota; Viridiplantae; Streptophyta; Magnoliopsida; Brassicales; Brassicaceae
Product: transcription factor bHLH79
Exons: 6
Coding region: 113-955 (280 amino acids)
Biological process (GO): regulation of DNA-templated transcription
Cellular component (GO): nucleus
Molecular function (GO): DNA-binding transcription factor activity; protein dimerization activity
Source: RefSeq, a predicted model, not a curated record
ACUCUCUCUCUCUCUCUCUCUCUCUCCAACUCAUACACACACAACCCUAUAAACUAACACUUCUUUCCUCACUUCUCGGAUCCUGGUUCUGUCUGAAUCUGAGUCAACCCUUAUGGAUCCUUCACUGGUGAACGAUUCAUCCUUCUCUCCAGCGAAUCCUUCCUCUUACACUCUCUCCGAGAUUUGGCCCUUCCCUGUCAACGACGCCGUUCGCUCCGGUCUACGUUUAGCUGUCAAUUCCACUCCCUCUGAUAAAGACGUCUCUACGGCUGCUGCUGCUGCUGCGGCGGCGGAGGAAUCUACGGUCACGGACUUGACUGCAGGCUGGGGAGGGAGAAAGGCUCGAGCUUUGAACUCGGAGGAGGACGAAUCUUCGAAGAUGGUUUCUUUAAGCAGCAGCGGUAAUGAAGUGAAAGACUCUGGGGAAAAGAAAAGGAAACUUUGUGGAUCUGAAAGUGGGAAUGGAGAUGGGUCAAUGAAACCUGAAGGUGAAACGAGUUCAGGUGGUGGAAGCAAAGCAACUGAACAGAAGAACAAACCUGAGCCACCAAAGGAUUAUAUCCAUGUCAGAGCAAGAAGGGGACAAGCUACUGACCGGCAUAGUCUAGCUGAGCGAGCUAGGAGAGAAAAGAUCAGUGAGAAGAUGACGGCUCUUCAAGAUAUAAUCCCGGGAUGUAAUAAGAUAAUAGGAAAAGCACUUGUGCUCGAUGAGAUUAUCAACUAUAUUCAGUCAUUGCAGCGGCAAGUUGAGUUUCUGUCAAUGAAGCUAGAAGUGGUUAACUCUGGUCCAAGUACUGGUCCAACAAUAGGUGUUUUUCCAACAGGAGAUCUGGGGACUUUACCGAUAGACCUCCAUCGAAAUAUAUAUGAGCAACAAGAAGCCAAUGAGUCCCGGGGAUCUCAUCCAGAGUGGCUUCAUAUGCAGGUUGAUGGGAGCUUUAACCGAACCACAUAAAAAAAACAUCUCUUCUUUAAUGGUUGUGUUCUUGUAGGCAGUAAAAAAAAUGAAUGCAACCUUUUAUCUUUUUACUAUGUAUGUUUUUAUCAUUUUGCUGUUAAAAUCACCUGUAUUGUUAUAUCAGAAAGAUAGAAUUGAAGGGUGGUGAGCAGGGAGAUUAACACUUUAUAAAAAAACAACACUGUUGUAUUGUCAAAGUGAUUCGGUAACAGAGAUCUCAUAUCUUGACCUUGUACAA